AGCAGGUCGUCGGCCAGGGCUGGCGUCCGAGAGGCUGCCCCAGGCAGGAGCGGGGUGGGCCCGGGCCCCCCAGGAGCGGGUCUCGUGGGUGUGGAACUGGGCAGAUGCAAAACCGGCUGUGGGUGUGGAAGGCCGGGGGGGAGGGGCGCUCCUGGGCUGGGUUAAUCGCACGGUCCCUGGGGAGGCCCCGGCCGGGCGCUGCUCCCUGCCCACGAGAGCUCGUGCAAACACCUGUCCGCUCCGCGGGGCGGCCCCGGGUUCAAAUCCCGCGGGAACCGCGGGCUGAUGCUGGGUGCGCGGCCCCGCCCCGCCGCUCCCGGGCCCCGGCAGCCAGGCCGCGGCUCCCCCCGGCGGCGCUCGCUCUGCUCCGCCCGGCAGCGGGGCCGGCCCGUGGCGAGGCGAGGCGAGGCGAGGCGGCGCCGGGACUCUGCCCAGCCCGGAGCGGGAGCGGAGCUCGGCCGGGCCGGGCCGGGCCCGCUGGAGAAGCCCCGCCCGGGGGGGCCAUGGCCGAGCGGGCCGCUGCCCAGGCUCCAGAAUGGGACGCAGAGUCAUGGUGGCCAAUGCCUUUGCAGCCACCUGCUGUCCCUGAAGAAACUUCCCUGAGAGAAACCCAGCUGCAAAGAGCCGAGAUUUCUUUGACUGUGGUGGCUGAAGUUCAAGCCGUAGAGAGGAAGGUGGAUUCUCAGGCUGCACAGUUGCUGAAUCUGGAUGGGAGAAUGGGGACAGCUGAGAAGAAACUAGUCGGCUGUGAGAAAACAAUGGUGGAGUUUGGGAACCAGCUGGAGAGUAAAUGGGCCGCGCUGGGAACUCUGAUCCAGGAGUACGGGCUGCUGCAGAGGAGGCUGGAGAACAUGGAGAACCUGCUGAAGAACAGGAACUUCUGGAUCCUGAGACUCCCCCCAGGCACUAAGGGAGAAGUCCCCAAGGGAUGGGAGAGUGCAGCCAAAUGGCAGAAGGAGCUUUGCGAAAACGUGAUGAAGGGGAACUUUGAGACUCUGAUCUCCCUGGACUCUGCGAUUUCCAAACCCAGCAUGCUGUCCCGGAUUGAACGAGGAGAGGAGCCAUGUGUUGAAGAUGAGCCGGAGGAGACAGAAAUCCCCAUGGAGCCCAGCAUGGACUCUCCGGUUCCUACACAUGAGAUUUCAUCCUGGAUUAAACAGGAGGAGGAGCUAUGUAUCAAGGAUCAGCAGGACUCAGAGGAGAGAGAGAUCCCUGCAGAUCUUAGAAUGGCAGAUGUUGAGCUCACAAUCAAAACAGAGGAGCGACAUCCCGAAGAAGGCCCUAGCAACCUAGAGCUCCCUGGGCCGUUGCCAGGACGAGCAGAGGAGAGAGCUUUCCAGGGUGCUGAACAGGAAUUGGCCGUUGGGAGUCCUUGCACUUCAAUCCGCUCUCCAGGUAACAACCUGGGGGAACUUACUCCACAUGAAAGAGAACUCAAAACUGCUGCUGCCCAUCUCCGGGGCAAUGCAGGACUAGCCCCCUAUGCAUGUGCCCAAUGUGGGAGGAACUUCACUCGAAAGGACAUGCUCCUGUCGCACGAGAGACUCCACACGGGUGAGAGGCCCUACGUGUGUGCUGACUGUGGCAAGAGCUUUAGGCUCAAGAUCAGCUUUAUGAAGCACCAGAGAUGCCACACCAAGGAGCGGCCCUAUCCGUGUAACGAAUGCCAGAAGAGCUUCAAGUGCCACUCGGCGCUCGUGCGGCACCAGAUGAUCCACAGGGGAGAGCGGCCGUAUAAAUGCGACCAGUGCAACAAAAGCUACAGCCGCAAGGAGCACCUCCAGAACCACCAGCGGCUGCACACCGGGGAGCGGCCCUUCCAGUGCGCCACCUGCGGGAAGAGCUUCAGUCAAAAGUUCGUGCUUGUCUCGCAUCAGCGCAUCCACACGGGGGAGUGGCCCUAUAAAUGCACGGAGUGCGGGAAAGGCUUCAGUGAGAAAUCCAAGCUGACCAGCCACUACAGGAUCCACACCGGCGAAAAGCCCUACAGCUGCGCCCAGUGCGGGAAGAGCUUCCGCCUCAAGGUGAGCUUCUUAAGGCACCAGACGAGCCACGGCAGCGAGAAGCCCUACCCCUGCACUCAGUGCGGCAAGAACUAUAGCUAUCACUCAGGCCUUCUCCGGCACCAGCUGAUCCACGCGGGGCAACGGCCGCAUCAGUGCAACAAGUGCGGCAAAAGCUAUGCUGAGAAGUACCGCCUGCGGAAUCACCAGCGUGUCCACGUGGACGAAGGACUGCAGCGGUGCGUCCCAUGUGGGAAGAGCGUCUCAGGGAAGCAGGACCUCCUGACCCCCCAGCAGAGCCAUGCCGACGGACGCCACCAGCGCGCCACGUGCGGGCAAAGCGUCUGGCUUGUGGAGAGCGGCUUAAAGCACCAAAGAAACCACGGCAAAGAGAAGCCCUACGAAUGCAGUGACUGCGGGAAGAGCUUCAAGUGCCAGUCGGAACUCACCCGCCACCGGAGGGUCCACACGGGGGAGAGGCCUUACAAAUGCACCAAGUGCGACAAAAGCUACAGCCAGAAGUACCAUCUCCUCCAGCACCUGCGCGUUCACACUGGGGAGCGGCCCCAUCAGUGCAGUGACUGUGGGAAGAGCUUCAUCCGGAAGGAACAUCUCCUGAAACACCAGCGGAUCCACACCGGAGGGAGGCCUCACCAGUGCAGCGAAUGCGGGAGAAGCUUCCAAUAUAAACAGUUGCUGAAAGACCAUCAGAGGGCGCAUAGAGCGGAGCCAGAUCACCUGGAGGCUUCUCCAAGGACUGAAGCCUGGGUUCCUUCAGCAAAGCUGGCCUUUGGAGUGACUCCCUGUCUCAUGCAGCAGCUGGCUACAGAUCAUCAGCUGGCCAGAUGUUGUGGCCCAUGCAGGUAUGCCGUGCUUCUGGAAACGGAGUCACAUGCUGGGCGUGGCCGUCCUGCCAUGCAUUUUCUGGUGCAUGAUAAAGACCGACUCCACGGCGAAGGCUUUCUAGCAGUCGGCGCAGCGGAGGGGCGCGCGCCGGGCGUGGAUCUGCUGGUGCUUGGUCAGCGUGGAGCGGCGGCCGAAGCGCUUGCCGCACCGUGUGCAGGGGAAAGGCUUCUCGCCGGUGUGGAUGCGGAGGUGCUCGGUGAGGUGCGACUGCUUGCGGAAGCUGCGGGCGCAGCGGCUGCAGGGGUAGGGCCGCUCGCCCGUGUGGAAGCCGUAAUGCUUGACGAAGUCGCACUUGAAGAUGAAGUGUUUCUCGCACAGGGCGCACUGGUAGGGGCCGUUCUCCAGGUGCACCCGCCGGUGGACGCUGAGGUGCUCGUUGAGGUGCGAGCGCCGGCGGAAGCCAUUGCCGCAGCGGUUGCAGCGGUACGGCCGCUCGCCGUUGUGCACUCGGCAGUGCCUCACCAGGUCCGAGCGGCGCAGGAAGUCUCUGUCGCACUUGGAGCACCACAGGAGCUGAUCUCGCUGCUGCUCGCCGCCCGGGGACUCGCCCGGAUAAGGCUCCUCCACUACGUGAACCUGGAGGUCAUCCAUUAUCUCGGUCUUGCAGAUGACAACACUCUGGUCUUCGCUGCCGCUGGACGGAUCCGCUCCCGCACGAGUCCUCUGGCUGCCGGCGGCGCCCAGCCACGGGCUGUAGCUUUCAUCGUACUUGGUGCAUGGAGGAGCCUCUGCCUCUUCUCUGGGGGCGCUCUGGUACUGCUGAGCACUGAAACCCGUUCCAGAGCCGCCAUCUUCAAUCUCUUCCUUCACACAGCAGCGAGCCUCCUGCGGGGCGGGGCCGUCGGCCUGCUGCUGCCAUCGCAAACUACCAUCACGCCGCAAAGGACACUCGAGUGGAACUUCCACCUCCCCGAAGGGCUCUGGCUUGCACUUAGUGAGGACAGCGGGAGCUUUGCCAUCGACGUCGCCGAGAGCAGCCUGGGGGGCCGUGUGCAGCUGACCACCCAAAGGCUAGUGCCAGCGAGCCACCCCUUGCGAGGGGCUGUCUUGCAAUACAUGCAGAGGGCCUGGGAUUCUGGAGACCCAGGGCUACAGCAGCAAGCACUCGCCAGGGCCCCACACUGCAGGGGGACAUUUUCCAGCUGUUGCAGCUGCGAGGAUCCGCUUGCCAUGCAGGGAGGAGAAGCUGAAGAGGCAAUGCCAGCCGGGGCCACUCUGCAGGUCCCGGUGACGUUUGAGGACGUUGCCAUCUAUUUCUCCCGGGAGGAGUGGGAGAUGCUGGCAGAGUGGCAGAAGGAGCUGUAUCGGGACGUGAUGAAGGAACAUUAUGACAAUCUGAUUUCCCUGGGCCAUGCAGGCACCAAGCCUGACGUUUUAUCCCGGAUCGAACAAGGGGGAGAGCCGUGGGUCGUGGAUCAGAAGGAGGAAAGAGAGAGGCUGGAAUGCACCUCGCUUGAGGGUGCAGGCCUGAGCAGAACUGAGGAGCAGCAGCAGGAGGAAGGGCCUGAGAACUUGGAGCCACAGGGGACUUUACCGAGUAGGUCGGAAGAGAGAGUUUUCCAGAGUCCUGAGCAGGAAGAAACUUGCCAGAGGCAGCGCAGGUCGCUGAGGCUGCAGCGGAUCUCCCCGAGGAAUGAGCCAGAUGCCCCAAGGGACUGUGAAAGGGGUGGCCAGGAACCUCCGAGGCUCCCUGCGCAGGAGAGACCGAAGACAAGCCAGAGCCCACCUACGUGUGAACUCAGCUUCGAGGGAGAGAGAGACCUUAGCGCAGACAAGUGCAGUGUCCACAAGAUAAAGGAUCCACACAAGUGCCAAGUGUGUGGGAAGUGCUUCCGGCUACGGCAGGACCUUAGGAGGCACCAGAGGAUCCACACGGGGGAGAAGCCCUACCUCUGCCUUUACUGUGGGAAGAGGUUCAGCCAGACUGCCAAUCUCUGCACCCACAAGAAGAUGCACAGAGGGGAGCGGCCGUACCCCUGCACCACCUGUGGCAAGAGCUUCCGGCAGAAGCAGCAGCUGGUGUCCCACAGCCGGAUCCACACGGGAGAGCGGCCCUACCUUUGCACGCAGUGUGCCAAGAGCUUCCGCUGUAAGCAGGGGCUCAGGGCCCACCAGAAAACCCACGUGGGAGAGGGAGGCUCUGAGGGGAGCCAGGCCAAAGGACGGGUCUUCACCUGCCCCAAGUGCAAGGCUGUCUUCACUCACAGGCACGACUUCCUAGCGCACCGGCGAGCACACGCCACCAGCGAGCAGCCCUACCAGUGUGCCGACUGCGGGAGGCGCUUCAGACAGCGGCAGCAGCUGAUUCCGCACCGCCGGAUCCACACCGGGGAGCGACCCUACAGCUGCCCUCUCUGUGGGAAGAGCUUCCGGCGCAGGCAGGAGCUGACCACGCACCAGAGAAUCCACACGGACGAGAGGCCCUUCUGCUGCCCCGAGUGCCCGCGCAGCUUCAGGGAGAAGCAGAAGCUGAGGAGACACCAGAGAAUCCACACAGACGAGAGGCCCUAUGCCUGCCCAGAGUGCGAGAAAUGCUUCCGGCAGAAGCAGCAGAUGGUGUCCCACCUCCGGAUCCACACGGACGAGCGGCCCUAUGCCUGCUCGGAGUGCGGGAAAUGCUUCCGGCGGAAAGACUCCCUCGCCAAACACCAGAGAACCCACCAAAGGGCCCAGACAUAGGGCUUGUCUACACUACCACUUAAGUCAAUGUAACGUACGUCGCUUGGGGAUGUGAAAAAGUCCCCCCCCGCCCCCCGAGCAACGCAAGUGACAUCGACUUAAAGCACUGUCCACACCGUGCUAUGUCGGCAGGAGACACUCUCCCGCCGACAUGGUUUCCUCCUCUCGUUGAGAUGGAGUAAUUAUGCCGACGGGCGAGCGUUCUCCCAUCACACAGUGCAUCUUCACCGUACGCACUACAGCGGCGCAGCUGCAUCGGUGCGUGGUAGUGUAGACUAGACCAUAGUCAAUGCAGUCGUCCUGCCCCAAACUCCCUCCUGGUUUCCCCCAUGGAGGGGAAACCCCUUCCGCAGGGACUCAGAGAAACCACCCCCGGAGCCAUCACCCCUUCAUAGCUCUCGGCAGAGAACAGAGGGGAAGAAACACUACAGACACACAUCCACCCUGGAGAAGGCGAAGGAGCUGCACCUCCAUUCCUUCAAAGGGUCCAGGCAGCCACAGUCUCACAUUUAUUGUUUCUUUGAUGAAUUUGAAUCAUUAUAGAGGGACCUUGUCCUUCCUGUGAACCCCGGUAAAGCCCUUCUGUUCUCUCCUCUGUGAAGUUGUCCUAGGACAGGCAGGAUUUCCGAGCUCUCUGUAUUUGCCUGCCCUGUAAAGGGCAGGUCGAUUGGGUGUAUGUGAGGUUCCCUGUGUGGUGGGAGAGGCAUACACAGGUGAAAACCAUGACACGGUGCAGUAGUUUAAUAGAUUCAUAGAGCUGAAGGCCAGAAGGGACCAUUAGAUCAUCUAGUCUCACCUCCUGUCUAGUACAGGCCAGUCAGUUUCACUCUGUUACCCCUGUAUUGAACCCAGUCACUUGUGUUUGACUAAAGCAUCUUCCAGAAAGGCAACCCGUCUUGAUCAAGAGAUGGAGAAUCCACUCUUUCUGCAGGUAGUUUGUUCCUCACUAUCAGAAACAUGUGCCUUAUUUCUAACUUGCCUUUGCCUGACUUCAGCUUCCAGCUCUUGAUUCUUGUUGUGCCUUUCUGCACUAGAUGAGAAAGUUCUGGAGUGCCUGGUAUUUUCUCCCAAUGAAGGUACUGCUAUAUUGUGAUCAAGUGACUUCUCAAUCUUCUUUGCACUAAGCUAAACAGUUUGAGCUCUAAGUCUCUCAUUGUCAGGCAUUUUCUCCAGCUCUUGAAUCCUUUUUCUGGCUGUUUUCUGCACCCUCUCCAAUUUGUCAACAUCCUUUUUAAAAUGUGGACCCCAGAACCAGAUGCAGUAUCCCAGUACUAGCAGUCUCCCCGGUGCUCUAUACAGAAGUAAAAUCACUUCCCUACUGCCCUGUUUGCACACCCAGGAUCACGUUAGCCCUUUUUUGCCACAGCAUCCGACUGGGAGCUCGCAUGAGUUACUUGUCCACUUGGUACAGGGGGUAGCCGUGUUAGUCUGUAUCCACAAAAACAACGAGGAGGCAGAACCGUGCGGAGGUGCCAGUCUUUAAGGUGCCACCCGACUCCUCGUUGUUUUUGGCCACUAGGACUCUAAAUCCUUUCCAGAUUCAUUGAUUUCUGGGAUAAGUCCCCCGUUCUGUAGGGAUGGUCUGCAUUCCUUGUUUCUAGAUCUAUAACUUUGGGUGUGGCUGUAUUUAAAUGCAUUGUGUUUGAAUGGACCCAUUUUACCAAGCAAACCAGAUUGCUGUGUAUGACUGCCCUGUCCUCAUCAUUAGUCCACACCCUGCUAAUUAUUGUGUCACCCACAGCUUUGAUCAGCGGUGAUUUUAUAUUUAUGUCCAGAUUACCGAUGAAUGUUAAAUAGCACUGGCCCUAGUGCCAAUCCCUAGAGAGCCCCGCUAGAAACACUCCCCUUCAGCGAUGCUGAUGCACCAUUGACAACUCCUUUUGGAGCUCUGUCCGCUUGCCAGUUCUUAAUCCUUUUAAUUGGGGUUUUACUGCUAUCGUACAGUGCCCAUUUUGUAAUCAGAAUGUCAUGUGGUACUAAGUCAACCCCCUCACAAAAGUCUAUUAUAUUUAAAGUUAUCUUUGUCAACCAAACAUGUAAUCACACCACAAAAAUGACAUCAUGGUUUGUAACAAGACCUAUUUUCCAUAAAACCAUCUUGACUGGAAUUAAUUAUAUUCCUAUCAUUUAAUUCUUUAUCAACUGAAUCCUGUAUCAGCUUUUCCAUGAUUUUAUCCAGGAUUGACAUUAGGCUACCUGGCCUGUAGUGCUCCAGGUCAUCUCACUUGCUUUUUUUGAAUAUUGGCACAAUGUUACCACUCCUCCAGACUUCUGGAAUUUUCCUGAUAUUUCAAGAUUUAUUAAAAAUUAACAUCAGCGGACCAAACUUGGGUCUCUUGGGUGCAAGUUAUUUAGGCCUGCUGAUUUUAAAAUGUUUAUCCCUAGGAGAUAUUGUUUUACAUCCUCUUUGGUUACUAAUGGAUUGGAAAGUACUCCAUCAUCCUCAUAUGAUAUGAGUACAUCAUCCUGCUUCUUUCCAAAUACAGAACAGAAAUAUUUAUUGAACACUUCUGCCUUUUCUGCAUUAUUAUUAGUGGAGGGAGGGAUAGCCUCCUAAAGCCAGGGUUGUGAGUUUAAUCCUUCAAGGGACCACUUAGGGAUCUGGGGCAAAAAUCCGUAUAUAGUCCUACUAGUGAAGGCAGACUGGAGUCAAUGAACUUUCAGGGUCCCAUUCAGAUCUAUGAGAUAGGUAUAUCUCCAUCUAUUAUACUAUUGUUGGAUUUCUUUUGUUCUUAAUACACUUAAAAAAAAUCCUUCUUAUUGUCCUGAUUCAUGUCAGCUAUGGAUGUUUCCAGCUUCCCUUAUCAAUUUUCUACACUUCAUAACUUCUAAUUUGCAUUGAUUGCUAUCUAGUCCCUUUUUCCCCCAUUUGUUAUGCUGUAUAUUAUUUUUUAUUUCUAAUUUAUGCCUUCGAUUCACCCCUGAACCAGGAUGGCCUUUUAACCAAAGUCAUCUUCUUUCUUGAUUGUAGAAUUGUGGCUUUUUGGCCACCUAAUAAACUUUUCUUAAAGAA
Trachemys scripta elegans is the source of this 8601-nucleotide messenger RNA. RefSeq lists its product as uncharacterized. The transcript has 13 exons. The coding region runs from base 105 to 5588 and encodes 1827 amino acids. Gene Ontology annotation, biological process: regulation of DNA-templated transcription. The record is from RefSeq and is a predicted model, not a curated record. Lineage: Eukaryota; Metazoa; Chordata; Testudines; Emydidae.